AUGUAUGCAGAUUGCUCUAAAUUAACCUUUGGGUUUACAAGUUCUACCUGGAGGAUUGUUCCAGCAGAGGACUGGACACAACUUGAAUGGUGUUCACGCAAGCUGACCUCCUCAUCAGCUUGUCAAGAACCGCAUCCUGUUCCAGUUCAUUGUCUUGGAAGGGGCACAUCAGGAAUAUUACUUUGUGCAAAGACAAAGCUUGCAAAAUCCUAUCUUGCAGCAUACUUUGCCGAUGGAACGUCAGUUGGUGUCAGCAGGCAUGCCAAUUCAGAACUUAAGACAAUGAGGAAAAUUACAAAGACAUAUUGA
This is a messenger RNA of Fraxinus pennsylvanica, 309 nucleotides long. The record is from the annotation of a GenBank genome assembly. Lineage: Eukaryota; Viridiplantae; Streptophyta; Magnoliopsida; Lamiales; Oleaceae.